UGCUCAAACGAGGUGAUUAUACGCAUUUUGUUAGUAUCUUAUUAGUUUCAACUGCACUAACUGAGCGUACAAGUCAGUAAUGGCAUCGGAAGGUUGCCAGUUGUUUCUGAGCAAAUGUGUUGUUAUCGAGAGUGAAAUUAUAGACGGCGGAAUAUUAGUUAGUGAUGGAAUUAUUGAGAAGAUCCUAUCAAGACCAGACGUUAACAAACUUAUAGAUAAAAGUGAUAAAAAAAUAAAGGUGAUCGAUGGCGGCGACUGGGCAUUGCUGGCCGGGGUGGUGGACUCGCAUGUGCACGUGAAUGAGCCCGGCCGCACGGCGUGGGAGGGCUUCCGCACCGCCACCAGCGCAGCUGCAGCCGGCGGCAUCACCACUGUCGUCGAUAUGCCCUUGAACUCCAUUCCUCCAACUACUAAUCUGGAUAAUCUUAAAACGAAGGCCAAAUCUGCGGAGGGCAAUAUUUACGUUGAUGUUGGUUUCUGGGGAGGAGUUAUUCCAGGCAACCAGGAUUCGUUACGGGAUCUUGUGAAGGCUGGAGUGGUUGGAUUCAAAUGCUUUCUCUGUCCGAGUGGAGUGGAGGAGUUUCCGAACGUCACAGCCGAAGAUCUCGAGGAGGCAUUUGAGGCUCUUGAAGGAACGGAUUCUGUUUUGGCGUUUCAUGCAGAAGUCGAAGAUGAUAAUGAACCUGUAAGAAAGAAAAAGACUAAGAAAGAUCCUGAAGAAUAUACAACUUAUUUAGAGUCACGGCCGCCGAAUAUGGAAUUAAAUGCGAUAUCUCUUAUAUCCAAAUUUGUGGAAAAAACCAACGUCCGUGUCCACAUCGUGCACGUGUCGUCUGCCGACGUGGUGCCGAUGCUGGAGCGAGCCCGCAAGCAGCGGACGGCAGCCGGCCAUGCGGGUUGGCGCGCCGGCGUCACCGCCGAGACCUGCCACCACUACCUCACGCUCAACGCAGAGGACGUGCCCAGGGGACACAGCGAGUACAAGUGUGCCCCACCCAUCAGGACCAAAGAUAAUAAGGAGAAACUGUGGAAGUAUUUAUUAGAAGAUAAAUUGGACAUGGUCGUAUCGGAUCACUCGCCCUGCACCCCGGAACUGAAGUGCAAUAAUAAUUUAGAAGCCUGGGGCGGCAUUUCUUCAGUGCAAUUUGGUUUAUCGAUAUUCUGGACAAAUGCAAGCAAACGAGGGUUGAACCUGCAAUCAAUAAGCAAAUAUUUGAGUUAUAACACUGCUAAGCUGUGUGGCCUUCAAAAUCGAAAGGGGGCGCUGAAACCUGGACUGGAUGCUGACCUGGUUUUCUUCGACCCCGAUGCCACUUUUGUAGUCACGGCUGACAAAAUACGACAUAAGAAUAAGUUGACACCGUACUUGGGUAGAGAGCUGAAGGGCGUGGUCAAGCAGACGUAUCUUCGCGGGCAACUUAUCUUCGAUGAUGGCGAAGUCUUGCAGAAACCAGUGGGGACAAUGUUGUUAAAUAAUGAUUAGGUAGUUUAUUUAUUUCAAAUAUAAAUAAGAUUUUAAAUGUAAUAAUUAUGUUUUUUAUUUCAUUAAAAUUCGGGUCUGAUUAUGUAUAAAAAGAUUUACUUUGAGUAAAGCUAUAAGCUGAUACACUACUGCUGUCGAAUGCUUGUUUGUCCCUAAAUUUUCCUCGUUAAAUCCUAGACAGUUUUAUUAUU
This is a messenger RNA of Plodia interpunctella (Indianmeal moth), 1674 nucleotides long. RefSeq names its product allantoinase-like. NCBI's taxonomy places the organism in Eukaryota, Metazoa, Arthropoda, Insecta, Lepidoptera, Pyralidae. The transcript has 10 exons. Gene Ontology annotation, biological process: purine nucleobase catabolic process; allantoin catabolic process. The record is from RefSeq and is a predicted model, not a curated record. Gene Ontology annotation, cellular component: cytoplasm. Bases 80 to 1483 code for a protein of 467 amino acids. Gene Ontology annotation, molecular function: allantoinase activity; zinc ion binding; cobalt ion binding.